Molecule: messenger RNA, 1582 nt
Organism: Capsicum annuum
Lineage: Eukaryota; Viridiplantae; Streptophyta; Magnoliopsida; Solanales; Solanaceae
Product: BTB/POZ domain-containing protein At1g21780
Exons: 4
Coding region: 409-1395 (328 amino acids)
Molecular function (GO): protein binding
Source: RefSeq, a predicted model, not a curated record
AAACCGAAAAACUAAAUUAUGUGAACCUAAAAUCCGAAACCCGAACCGAAAUACUAAAAUUAUAAAAAAAAAAAAUCAAACCCAAAUCAAAAAAUUAAAAAACCGAACCCGAAAAACCAAAAUGAUUCGAUUCGGUUCGGUAUUUCAAUUUUUCGAUACUUAUACCCACCCCUAUUUAUACUACUCCUCUUAAAUUAAAAGCAGAUAAACAAAUUACUGAAACAAAUCUACUGGCUCGUCAAAAAUUGUCGUCUCAACCUUCUUCAUAUAAAAUAAUGUUGACUCAUCAACAAACAUUUUCUAAAAUCAGUCCACUACCUCUCCCCCACACCAAGCUUUCCACCGCUUCCCCUAAAGCAAAAUUAUUAUUCACUGUACCAGUAGAGGAAAGGAAAAAACAGAAGUAGAAUGACAGACACGAAGGUAGAGACUCUAUCAAGAUUAGCUCAAUGGAGGAUCGAGAAUUUCGGAGCAUCCACUUACAAAAGAUCUGACCCUUUUAAAAUUGGUAUCUGGAACUGGCACUUGUCAAUCGAGAAGAAUCGGUAUUUGUAUAUUCGUUUGUUUCCUGAACCCUCUCGUCUUUCCAAAGAACAGCUUCCUCCUCCCUUUGCUCGCUUUAUGCUACGUGUCACCACCACUGGAACGAAUCGCAGGCCUUAUAUAUCUCCUGUGUAUGAGAGGCUGCUUCGAACAAGCGAUGACUUUGUGUGGCCUAUUGAUUCUUGUUUACAAGGUCGAUUCAUCAUUGAUGUUGAGUUCCUCGACCUAAAGAUCUACACACCAAAUGGUGGAGAAGGAAAAUCUAUAUGGCCCAAUGACAUGAUUUUGCAAUCUUUAGCUACCCAAAGUACUCUCCGAUGCCUAUCUCGCAUGCUUGAUGAGUCCAUCCAUGCUGAUGUUACAGUUAAUACGGCUGAUGGAUCAGUGAAAGCUCACAGAGCGAUACUGUCUGCUAGUUCCCCUGUCUUCCACAGCAUGUUCCUUCACGAUCUCAGGGAGAAAGAGUCCUCUAUGAUCGACAUAGAAGACAUGUCAACAGAAUCAUGCACAGCCCUUCUCAGUUACUUAUAUGGGACGAUAAAACAAGAGGAUUUCUGGAAGCACCGGUUGGCACUGCUGGGUGCAGCAAACAAGUAUGUCAUUGUAGAUUUGAAGAAUGCUUGUGAGGAAAGUCUCCUAGAAGACAUCAACUCAGGGAAUGUCCUCGAAAGAUUGCAAGAGGCCUGGCUUUACCAACUAAAUAAACUGAAAAGAGGUUGUUUGAUGUAUUUGUUUGAUUUUGGCAAGAUUUAUGAUGUUAGGGAUGAUAUUAACAACUUCUUCAGACAGGCAGAUAGAGAUUUGAUGCUAGAGAUGUUUCAAGAAGUGCUCACGGUUUGGAAGCCUACGUAACCUGAUGAGGUUUUCACCGUAGUUGUAUAUGGAAUAACUCUAAGCUAUUAUUAAGCUGUAGCUACACUUUCUAAGAAAGCCGUGCUGUAUGUAUCCCUAUGCCAAUUCUGUGUAAAAUUCUGUCGUACUAUUAAGUGUGCACUCUGGUAAAGUUAUAUAAAAUGUUUUGGUUUUCUGUUUGAAAGCA